GCGUAUUCCUGUUCUUCACCAUCACUAACUCGAGCGCCUCGCCUACGACGCCCCCCUCUACACAGCCAUCCUUAUAACUUUAGUUUUUCCUUUGUAUCUGUAUCAUGUCUGGACGCGGUAAGGGUGGAAAGGGACUCGGCAAGGGUGGUAAGCGUCAUCGUAAGAUCCUUCGCGACAACAUUCAGGGUAUCACAAAGCCCGCUAUCCGUCGUCUCGCCCGUCGUGGCGGUGUCAAGCGUAUCUCAGGUCUUAUCUACGAAGAGACCCGUGGCGUCCUCAAGAUCUUCCUCGAGAAUGUCAUUCGUGACUCUGUCACAUACACCGAGCAUGCUAAGCGCAAAACCGUAACUGCCCUCGAUGUGGUAUAUGCUUUGAAGCGUUCUGGGCGCACCCUCUACGGUUUCGGUGCUUAAGCUCCUCAUUUCUCCUCUUGUACUCGACUUUUGUACUACUAUAUGUCAUAACAUGUGCUCCUU
Molecule: messenger RNA, 476 nt
Organism: Heterobasidion irregulare TC 32-1
Lineage: Eukaryota; Fungi; Basidiomycota; Agaricomycetes; Russulales; Bondarzewiaceae
Exons: 4
Coding region: 105-413 (102 amino acids)
Biological process (GO): nucleosome assembly
Molecular function (GO): structural constituent of chromatin; DNA binding; protein heterodimerization activity
Source: RefSeq, a predicted model, not a curated record